UUCAUUGGUGAUUCGCUCGAGCCAACAUGGAGGGUCGGGACUCGGCGCGCGACCGAGCGGCUCUCGGGACCUGGUUCGGUUCGCAAUGAAAGGGGAUUUAUAUCUUGGGUAAAAACUUCACCUCCGUUUAAUCCCCCGGUUUAAAUCGUUUAAGUCGAGGAAGAUUUUCUCCUUCUGUUCGCUGAGUCGUGAUUUGAGGAGGCCAUGAGCUCUGGGGAAGGAGGAGAGGACGUGUGUAGGGAUGGAGCUGCUGAUGGAGCUGCUGAUGGAGCUGCGCUGUGUAGAGCCGACUGUUCUCUCCCGAAGUGUGAACCCAAGCAUGAUUUAGCGGGACACACAGGGUUCAACAGAAAUGAGGAGAUGAAGGCCAUGGAGGUGCUGCCCAUUCUGAAAGAGAAAGUGGCUUUUUUAUCAGGGGGCCGGGACAGACGGGGAGGCCCGGUUCUCACUUUCCCAGCCAGGAGCAACCAUGACAGAAUAAGACAGGAGGAUCUGCGACGCCUCAUUGCCUACCUCGCAGGCAUCCCCAGUGAGGAGGUCAGCAGGCAUGGCUUCACCGUCAUCGUGGACAUGCGAGGCUCCAAAUGGGACUCCAUCAAGCCCCUGCUGAAGAUCCUGCAGGAGUCGUUCCCGUCCUGCAUCCACGUCGCGCUCAUUAUCAAACCCGACAACUUCUGGCAGAAGCAGAGGACCAACUUCGGUAGCUCUAAAUUCGAGUUCGAGACCAUAAUGGUAUCUCUGGAGGGUUUGUCCAAGGCAGUGGACCCAUCACAGCUGACAGCCGAUCUGGAAGGAAGUCUGGACUAUGAUCAUGAAGAAUGGAUUGAGGUGCGUGUGGCCUUUGAGGAGUUUGCAGGAAACGUGGCACGUGCACUCUCCCGCCUCAAGGAGCUCCAGGAGCUGGUGUCCCGCCGCGACCUCCCUGGUGACCUAGAGGUAGCACGGUGUGCCAUGGAUGAGCACAGUGCUCUGAAGAAACGUGUAACCAAGGCUCCAAGCGAGGAACUGGAAGCCGAGGGCCAGCGGCUGCUGCACCGCGUACAGGCCGGCGCGAAGACCGGGGGAGACGUACAGGGCCUGACCCCCAGGGUCUCGGCUCUGCUGGAGGAACUGCACACUGCCCGACAGCACCUGCACCAGGCCUGGCAUGGCCGAAAGCUCAAACUCGACCAGUGCUUCCAGCUACGGCUCUUUGAACAGGAUGCCGAGAAGAUGUUUGACUGGAUUGUUCACAACAAGGGGCUUUUCCUCACCAGCUACACUGAGAUUGGGGCAAAUCACCAGCACAUAGUGGAGCUGCAGACACAACACAACCACUUCGCUAUGAACUGCAUGAAUGUGUACGUGAACAUCAGCCGCAUCACAGCAGUGGGCAAGCGGCUCCUGGAGGGUGGUCACUACGCAGCAAUGCAGAUCCAGCAGCUCUCAGCGCAACUCGAGCGAGAGUGGAAGGCCUUCGCUUCGGCGCUGGAUGAGAGAAGCGCCAUGCUGGAGAUGUCGGCUAGUUUCCACCAGAAAGCUGACCAGUACCUGAGUAAUGUAGAGUCGUGGUGUAAGGCAUGUGGUGAGGGUGAACUUCCCUCAGAGCUUCAGGACCUAGAAGAUACCAUUCACCACCACCAAGGACUGUAUGAACACAUCACGGCUGCUUACUCCGAGGUGAGUCAAGACGGGAAAGCGCUGUUGGACAAACUCCAACGCCCUCUGACUCACGGCAGUGCAGAUUCGUUAACAGCGUCCGUCAACUACACCAAGGCAGUGAACCACGUCCUGGACAUCAUCCACGAGGUGCUGCAUCACCAGCGGCAGCUGGAGAACAUCUGGCAGCAUCGCAAACUCCGUCUGCAUCAGCGCCUGCAGCUCUGCGUCUUCCAACAAGAUGUCCAACAGGUCCUGGACUGGAUCGAGAAUCAUGGCGAGGCGUUCCUCAGCAAACACACGGGGGUGGGGAAGUCCCUGCACCGGGCACGAGCUCUGCAGAAACGCCAUGAAGAUUUCGAAGAGGUGGCACAGAACACGUACACUAACGCAGACAAGCUGCUGGAGGCGGCCGAACAGUUGGCGCAGACCGGCGAGUGUGACCCGGAGGAGAUCUACCAGGCUGCCCACCAGUUACAGGACCGCAUCCAGGACUUUGUGAGGCGCGUGGAGCAGAGAAAAGUCCUGCUGGACAUGUCCGUGGCUUUCCAUACUCACGGCAAAGAGCUGUGGACAUGGUUGGAGGAGCUGCAGAAGGAGCUGCUGGAUGACGUGUAUGCUGAGUCGGUGGAGGCUGUGCAGGAUCUCAUCAAACGCUUUGGGCAGCAACAGCAGACUACACUACAGUUUACUGUUAACGUCAUCAAAGAAGGCGAGGAGCUCAUCCAGCAGCUCAGAGACUCUGCAAUCUCCAGCAACAAAACCCCGCACAACAGCUCAAUGGCGCACAUCGAGAGCGUGCUGCAGCAGCUGGAUGAGGCUCAGGGUCGUAUGGAAGAGCUCUUUCAGGAGAGGAAGAUCAAACUGGAGCUCUUCCUCCAGCUGCGCAUUUUCGAGAGGGAUGCCAUCGACGUGAUCUCAGACCUGGAGUCAUGGAGUGAUGAGUUGUCCCAGCAGCUCAGAGAGUUUGACACUGAGGAAUUGACUGUGGCUGAGCAGAGACUUCAGCAGCAUGCAGAGAAAGCGCUCACUAUGAACAACCUGACGUUCCAAGCCAUCCACCAGGGACAGGAGCUGCUGCAGUACGUCACUGAAGUGCAGGCUUCAGGUAUAGAGUUGUUGUGUGAUCGGGAUGUGGACAUGGCCACACGUGUUCAGGAUCUGCUGGACUUCCUGCAUGAGAAGCAGCAGGAGCUGGACACAGCGGCCGAGCAUCACCGCCGUCACCUGGAGCAGUGUGUUCAGCUGCGCCACUUACAGGCGGAGGUCAAACAGGUCCUGGGAUGGAUCCGUAAUGGUGAGUCCAUGCUGAACGCCGGCCUGAUCACAGCCAGUUCUCUGCAGGAGGCCGAGCAGCUACAGAGGGAACACGAGCAGUUCCAGCAUGCCAUCGAGAAGACACACCAGAGCGCACUGCAGGUGCAGCAGAAGGCGGAGGCUAUGCUGCAGGCUGCUCACUACGACAGCGAGACCAUCCGCGAGUGUGCCGUGAAGGUGGCGUCUCACUGGCAGCAGCUCAUGCUCAAGAUGGAGGACCGUCUCAAACUGGUGAAUGCUUCCGUGGCCUUCUACAAAACCUCAGAGCAGGUGUGUAGUGUAUUAGAGAGUCUCGAGCAGGAGUACAAGCGGGAAGAGGAUUGGUGUGGAGGAUCUGAUAAGCUCGGGCCCAACUCUGAGUCGGAUCACGUGACCCCGAUGGUCAGCAAACACCUGGAGCAGAAGGAAGCCUUUCUCAAGGCCUGCACGCUGGCUCGCCGCAAUGCAGACGUGUUUAUGAAGUACCUGCACAGGAACAGUGUGAACAUGCCGGGCAUGCUGGCACAGAUCAAAGCUCCUGAACAGCAAGUCAAGAAUAUUCUCAAUGAGCUUCUGCAGAGGGAGAACAGAGUUCUUCACUUCUGGACGAUGAGGAAGAGGAGGCUUGACCACUGCCAGCAGUAUGUGGUGUUUGAACGGAGUGCAAAGCAGGCCCUGGAGUGGAUUCACGAUACAGGCGAGUUUUACUUGUCAACACACACAUCAACAGGCUCCAGCAUCCACCACACACAGGAGCUGCUGAAGGAGCAUGAGGAGUUUCAGAUCACAGCCAAGCAAACCAAAGAGCGGGUGAAGCUGUUGAUCCAGCUGGCAGACGGCUUUUGUGAAAAGGGCCACUCCCAUGCGGGUGAGAUCAAGAAAUGGGUGGUAUCAGUGGACAAGCGCUACCGUGACUUCUCGCUCCGUAUGGACAAAUACCGCUGCUGUCUGGAGAAAGCCUUGGGGAUAUCCUCAGAUUCCAACAAGAGUAAAGACUUGCAGCUGGACAUCAUCUCGGCGAGCGCGCCUGGAGCUGAGGUCAAGCUCCGAGACGCCAAUCAUGAGCUCAUUGAAGAGAAGCGCAAGUCUGCUCGGCGAAAAGAGUUCAUAAUGGCCGAGCUGAUCCAGACGGAGAAGGCUUACGUCAGAGACCUGUGCGAGUGCAUGGACACGUAUCUCUGGGAGAUGACCAGCGGUGUGGAGGAGAUUCCACCAGGGAUCAUCAACAAAGAGCACAUCAUCUUUGGCAACAUGCAGGACAUCUACGAGUUCCACCAUAACAUCUUCCUGAAAGAGCUGGAGAAAUAUGAGCAGCUGCCUGAAGAUGUCGGCCAUUGCUUUGUGACAUGGGCGGACAAGUUCCGAAUGUACGUCAACUAUUGUAAGAACAAGCCGGACUCCACUCAGCUUAUCUUGGACCACGGGAGCUCCUAUUUUGACGAGAUCCAGCAGAGGCACAGACUGGCAAACUCCAUCUCCUCCUAUCUCAUUAAACCUGUGCAGAGAAUCACCAAAUACCAGCUGCUCCUCAAGGAACUUCUGACCUGUUGUGAGGAGGGCAAAGGUGAGAUCAAGGACGGCCUGGAGGUCAUGCUCAGCGUGCCCAAGAAAGCCAAUGAUGCCAUGCACCUCAGCAUGCUAGAGGGUUUCGAUGAGAACCUGGAGUCACAAGGUGAGCUCAUCCUGCAGGAGUCGUUCCAGGUGUGGGACCCCAAGACGCUGAUCCGCAAGGGCCGAGAUCGCCACCUCUUCCUGUUCGAGAUGUCGCUCAUCUUCAGCAAAGACGUUAAAGACUCUAACGGCAGGAGUAAAUACCUCUACAAGAGCAAGCUGCUGACCUCUGAACUCGGGGUGACGGAGCAUGUGGAAGGUGAUCCGUGUAAAUUUGCGCUCUGGGUGGGACGCACGCCGACCUCCGACAACAAGAUCGUCCUGAAGGCCUCCAGCAUUGAGAAUAAGCAGGAGUGGAUCAAACACGUGCGUGAGGUGAUUCAGGAACGUACCAUUCAUCUGCGAGGGGCUCUGAAGGAACCCAUCCACAUCCCCAAAACCACCACGGGAGCAAAACUGAAGGGACGAAGAGAAGGGGAGGAGCUUGACAGUCAGGGGGAUGUGAGCAGCCAGCCAGACACGAUCUCUAUCGCAUCCCGCACCUCCCAGAACACCCUGGACAGUGACAAGCUGUCUGGUGGCUGCGAGUUGACCGUGGUCAUCCACGACUUCAUGGCCAGUAAUGGCUCGGAGCUGAGCGUGAAGCGAGGUCAGACCGUGGAGGUGCUGGAGAGGUCUCUUGACAAACCUGAUUGGUGCCUGGUGCGCACUACCGACCGCUCGCCCACCCAGGAAGGCUUGGUACCCAGCGUCAUGCUCUGCAUUGCCCACUCUCGCAGCAGCAUGGAGAUGGAGGGGAUCUUCAACCAUAAAGACACCCUCUCUGUGUCAAGUAAUGAAGGUGGAAUAUCAGGCAGCGCCACCCUGCAGCCAGGGCACCUGCAUGGCUCCCCCGGUGCCAAGCGUCCCGGAAAUACCCUUCGCAAGUGGUUGACGAGUCCAGUAAGGCGUCUUAGCAGCGGUAAAGCAGAUGCACACGCUAAAAAACUCGCACAUAAGCACAAGAAGAACCGCAAGAGUGGCGAAGCACAAAGGGACUCGGACGAAAACGCAGCGACGCCACAAGACGAGACUGUCGAGGAGAGGAUGAGAUACGAGGGCCUGAGCAGCGGCACACUUUCCAAGUCAUCAUCUUCGGGCAUGCAGAGCUGUGGGGAGGAAGAGGGUGAAGAGGGUCCCGAUGCUGUGCCGUUGCCACCACCGAUGGCCAUCCAACAGCACAGCCUCCUCCAUCAGGACUCGCAGGAUGAAAAGGGUUCCCGUCUUCCCGGGCGGCCUGGCAGUUCGGAAACCCCCAGUGCUGCUGAACUCGUCAGUGCCAUUGAAGAACUUGUAAAGAGCAAGAUGAGUCUGGAGGAUCGGCCAUGUUCCCUCUCGAUCGAUCACGUAGACAACAACAGUCCCUCCUGUAAACCUUCAGAUAACGCCCGGCUCUCUUCUUCUUCACCCGCAGAGGAGGUGGAUGAACGCAAAACAAGCGUACUCAAAAAGCGCCACUAUGUACUUUUGGAGCUGGUUGAGACAGAGCGAGACUAUGUUAGAGACCUGGGUGCGGUGGUGGAGGGCUACAUGAGCCGAAUGAAGGAGGAGGGGGUUCCAGAUGACAUGAAGGGCAAAGACAAGAUUGUGUUCGGAAACAUUCAUCAGAUCUACGACUGGCACAAAGACUUCUUCCUGGGUGAACUGGAAAAGUGCCUGGACGACCCCAAUAGGCUAGCACCCUUAUUCAUCAAACAUGAACGCAGAUUACACAUGUACAUCGUCUACUGCCAGAACAAGCCCAAAUCUGAGCACAUCGUAUCCGAGUACAUAGACACUUAUUUUGAGGAUCUGAAGCAGCGCUUGGGCCACAGGCUGCAGCUCACAGACUUACUUAUCAAACCUGUGCAGAGGAUUAUGAAGUACCAGCUUCUGUUAAAGGAUUUUCUAAAGUUCUCCAAAAAGGCUUGUACUGAUACAACAGAAUUAGAGAAAGCAGUGGAGGUGAUGUGUGUUGUACCCAAACGCUGCAACGAUAUGAUGAACGUGGGACGUCUCCAGGGCUUCGAUGGUAAAAUCGUAGCUCAGGGUCGGCUCCUUCUCCAAGACACGUUCAUGGUGUCAGAUCAGGACUCCAGCCUACUCUCCCGGGCCAAGGAGAGGCGUGUCUUCCUCUUCGAGCAGAUCGUCAUCUUCAGUGAGCCACUGGAUAAGAAGAAGGGCUUCACUACUCCAGGCUUUCUGUUCAAGAGCAGCAUCAAGGUCAGUUGGCUGGGUCUGGAGGAGAUUUCAGACAGCGACCCCUGUAGGUUCACUCUCACUUCGCGGUCAUCCACAGGUGUCACAGAGCGCUUCACCCUUCACUCGUCUAGCCCGGCCGUGAGCCACACAUGGGUACAACAGAUCAGCAGCAUCCUGGAGAACCAGAGGAACUUCCUCAAUGCACUAACGUCUCCCAUCGAGUACCAGCGGAACCAUGUGGGCGCAAGCACUUCCAACCCAGGCACCAGCGUCCCCAUGAGCUCCCGACCUCGUGGAUCCAGAAUUCCACAACCCAUGCAGCCCCACCCCCCAUCAGCAUCAGGUACGUUCCCUGAGACGUUCGGGACACACCCGCUCGAGGUCCACUUGAACGAUCAACGAGAGGAGACCCGCUCAGUUCCUCGAGCUGCUGUGUCCCCAAUGUCCCUCGCUUUAUCCAGACCUCGAUCAGGGCUCCCUUCACCACUAAUCUCGCCUUCUACAAUCACCCCGAGUUCAUGCCACUCUAGCGUCAAAACCUCCUCGUCCUCCAUUUGGGCUUCAGUUCCAGAGCAGAACCAGAAGCGCAAGGAAACAGAUCGGGUCAGCACAUGCUCCUCAGCCAGCGAGCACUCCCUGCACAGCAACGGGAGUGAAAGCAGCAGCAGCAGCAGUAGCAGCGUGUCCACCAUGCUAGUGACCCAGGACUACGUGGCUUUAAAAGAGGACGAGAUUAGCGUGCAUCAGGGCGAGGCUGUGCAGAUCCUGGCUUCCAACCAGCAGAGCAUGUUCCUGGUUUUCCGAGCUCCUACCGAACAGGGCCCGGCAGCAGAGGGAUGGAUCCCCGCCCACGUCCUAGGACACACCUCCAUCCGUGCUUCUGACUACACCAACAGCACCCUAAAGAAGUCAUCGUCUUGGCACACAGCGUUACGCAUCCGCCGCAAAUCUGAGAAAAGAGAAAAAGAGGGAAGGAAAGAGUGUCGACAGGAGAAUAAGGUUUCUGUAAAGCUUCUAAAUCCAAACUACAUCUACGACGUUCCACCAGAGUUUCUGGUGCCUCUGAGCGAUUUGGUAUGUGAGAGUGGAGACAGCGUGACCUUGCGCUGUAAGCUCGGAGGUCAGCCGAGAGCCUCGGUCUCCUGGCGAGGACCAGAUCAGAGCACAGUGAGCGACGGAGGACGAUACACACUGACACACAGUGAGACAGGCGAAGUGACCCUGCGCGUUUCACCCGUGACUACAGAGGACGGAGGGACCUACACCUGCACCGCCACUAACGACGUCGGGACGGUCACUUCGUCCGCCUGCCUCAGAGUGCAAGGUACCUACGGUGAUGGAAUCAUCUGGAAGGAGAAUUUUGAGUCGCUCUACACUGAAGUGAUGGAGCUCGGAAGAGGUAGGUUCUCCGUGGCUAAGUGGUGCGAGCAGCAAGGUUCACGGCGCUCGGUAGUAGCGAAGCUGGUGAACAAGAAGCUGAUGCGUCGUGAGCAGGUGAUGAGGGAGCUGAACGUGCUUCGCUGCUUGCAGCAUCCCAACGUGGUGGGCCUGCUCGAUACAUUCGAGACCACCACCAGCUAUGUGCUCGUACUGGAAAUCGCCGAUCAGGGUCGUCUCCUGGACUACAUCGUGUGCUGGGGUAACCUGACUGAGGAGAAGGUGGCUCUCUACCUGCGGGACAUAUUAGAAGCUUUACAUUACCUACAUACCUGUAGAAUAGCUCAUCUCGACCUGAAGCCAGAGAAUGUGGUGGUAGAGCAGGCAUCUGCUCAAUCCAUUGUCAAGCUGACGGAUUUCGGCGAUGCCAUGAUCCUGUCCUCUUCCCCCUACAUCCACCCUCUGGUGGGCAGCCCUGAGUUCAGUGCACCUGAAGUGGUGCUGGGCGAGCCAGUGGCUUUGACUUCUGAUCUCUGGAGUGCCGGUGUUCUGGCCUAUGUGUUGCUGAGUGGUGCCUCGCCAUUCUUAGACGAGAGUGCGGAGGAGACGUGCCUCAACAUCUGCCGCUUGGACUUCAGCUUCCCCGAAGACUAUUUUGGAGGUGUGAGCCGAGCAGCGCGAGAUUUUGUGUGCUUACUAUUACAUUCUGAACCCGCCAGGCGACCCUCAGCUCAGGCCUGCCUGCAGGGUGAGCCAUGGCUCCGUCCCCGAGCUGCCUCCGGUUUGGUCCGCCUUGACACAGCACGACUCGUGGCCUUCAUUGAGAGGCGAAAGCACCAGAGUGACUUGAGGCCAAUGGAUAACCUGAGGACAUUUUUAAGAAGCCGGCUGCUGGGAAAGGCAUGACAGAGAAUGGAUGGUUCUCCCUUAAGUCCUGGUCCUCUUCUAUUGAGCGAUGUAAUGGUGUAACCGAUACGGGUUCCUGAGGCAGGUAUGAGGGAGCCUAGAGCAAGAAGGAAGCCUGAAGCUCUGAAGGUCCCUCGAGGGUGAAAGAAUUAAAGGAGCCUUCUGUCUGAGUGAGAAUGCAAUUAAGACACAGCAAUCACCUUGCCCCUCAAGAACCCAUAUGGAGAAUGGAGGAACUCGGAUGACCAGCAACCCAAUUAUCCUUUGGAUAGAAUGGAGUGAGUCCACAGUGAUGCCCUGAAAAUGAGAAAAUUCCAAACUAUAUGGAAAUCCAACUGGAAUCCUGCUCUUUUUAUUGUAAAGCCAUGUAAAGUGGCAUGUUGUUCAUACACUGCUGCUGCUGCUGUUGCUCGUACAACUGUUACCCAACCCUUGAAAUCCCUUAGACCCUAAAUUUGGAAAUGAAUCCAGAUCACAUCAGCCUCAUUUCCAUGUCCUCUUUGUACAAAAAAAAAACUGCACAGAAGCACAAACGAGACUUUUUCGAGAGUUUUCUUCUAUGAGCCAGUAAAAGGGCAAGCCUUUUGUUUUUGACAGUAUUUUGAAUCAGGUUGUUGCAGUACUGUAUAGCCGUAUUCAGGAAAGAAUUUUGUAUAAAUUAUGUAUAGAAGCACAGCAAAGGAGAUCUUUGACGUUUUGGAGUACAAUAAAAAAAAUGAUAUAUAAAGCGAGAGAAAUGAAACUGGUUCCACGUCAUGCUUCCCUUUUAUCUCGGAAUCGCCGUAACUACAGAAUCAUCGGAACAGGUUUUUUAUGGAAAUACGAGGAACAAAUCCUUACAUUUUUUUUUUUUAAAUUUCAAUUCUGUCCAUUGGAAAUAAAGACACUGUAGCUGCGAGCUGCACCUACAAACUUUAGAUGUUUCAGUAUCUGUUGUAUGUUUUGAAUCUGCCUUGUUGAUGAUUUCUCACCAUUACACAUUACUUGAAUUUCCAUCUUAAAGGAAAAAUCGACCCUGAACGACUUGCACAUUAAUCUCUAUACUUAAUGUGAGCAUUGAUUCCCUCCAUGGUCUUUUUGGUCAACUUUUAAUUUGGUAAGUAAUUUUUUCGACGUUACACGAAAUGCCGUUCUGCAGUUUGCUGAUUGUAGUGAUUUUGUCUUCACUUCAUCCUUCCUGAAAGACUGCGAUCUUGAUCCCUCACCUCUUCACCUAGCCGUCAUGCUCUUCAUUUUAAAGAUCGCUAACGAGCCUAGCCGAGUCUCUUUCGCGUAGCUCCUUGUUGCGUCCACUGUUUGCUUUCUCGACUUCUUCUACGUUGGAUUUCUCAUUAAUUUGACAUUUGAAAGCAGCUGUAGGAUGACGAGCUAACAGCAAACCUGAUACUUGGUAGUUAUCUUUGGGAUCGAUGAAAUUUCUUCUUCAAUCAAUAAAUCGCAAAUAUUUUAUCGUAAACAUUUCUUCGUGUAGGUUACUUUUGUAAUAAUUAGCCUGCUAGCAAGAUGGCUGCUUUAGAGUUUCAUGACCCUGUUAACAUAAACCUUCAGUUAUUAUAAGAAAUGAACAGUGUUCAUAAUUAAGGCAGUGUUCAUCAUUGUUUGCGGUGAUGUAUUUGUUUUCAGAUGCUUUUGCGUCGACUGAAACGCCCCUUUGACUUAGCAGGUACGCAGGAGCGUCGUGUGAAUGUGCGCUCGUAUUUUGUUGGAACUGUUUACGUGCAAUGUUUGGGAUUAUUGCAGCUAUUUAUUAGCAGUGGUGUUAAAACCUGCCGACGCAUGUAUAAGCCACUAUAAACUCAUCUCAGAUGCGUCUCGGUUCGUGGCUCUUUCUUGCUAAGUUCUCUGUGUUCAGUAUCAUUUUGUGGAAGCUAAGUUGUUCGUAUCUGUGUCAUACUUGUUUAGAUUUGAAUGUUACAACUUCUCCUUGUUCUUAUACCAAAGUCAACCUGGUUUCACAGUAAUGAUUACAACAAAAAACAAAAAAAAGAAUGACGAUGCAGGCAUUUGUGUGGAUUAAUCUUUAUUUAUUGUCUUGUUGUGUAUUUUUUUUAAACUGCUAAGAUAAUUGAGGUAGUUCGACAUUCUACAAUAAUUUCAACGCAUUCUUUGAGCAUUUUAAUAUUUGUAUAAGAUGUAUAUUUGCAUGGAUAACCGACGUCUGUCAUUCGCUACUUCAAGAUUGUAAAACCGUUCAAGGCAAAUCUCUAAUUAUAGUUGUUUCAAUGUCAUCUACUUCCUGUUUAAAAUCCGGUUUGUCGUGAUUUUACUGAAUUUUAAAUUGUUUGAAUUGUAAGCAUGGAUCGACACAAGGUCAGUUCUUUCUUUUCGUUCUAAUUUAUUUUGUCGUUAUGUAUAGCUGUAAAGAUUCGAACAACCGUGAGGACCCUCAUGGCUACAUCCUAUUUUAUACAUGCAGUUAAAUUCCAUUUUGAAUGCUUUUGGCUCUCACAUUUGUGUGUAAAUUUCUUUGUACAGAAACCAUGCCUUUGCACAUUCUGUGCUGUAUAUAUUUUAUUGAGAUUAAACACAUAAAAACAAUUUAUUGGUAAUUUUA
Messenger RNA from Tachysurus fulvidraco (yellow catfish), 11602 nucleotides. RefSeq names its product triple functional domain protein-like. Gene Ontology annotation, cellular component: cytoplasm. The transcript has 58 exons. Bases 205 to 9048 code for a protein of 2947 amino acids. NCBI's taxonomy places the organism in Eukaryota, Metazoa, Chordata, Actinopteri, Siluriformes, Bagridae. Gene Ontology annotation, molecular function: ATP binding; protein kinase activity; guanyl-nucleotide exchange factor activity. Gene Ontology annotation, biological process: protein phosphorylation. The record is from RefSeq and is a predicted model, not a curated record.